UUUCAACAUGUAUAUCUUACUAGCAUUUUAGUUGAAUUAAACCAAUAUUUCCUUAUGGUCUAUAUCGUUUUGUAUCAGAUGUUUUAUAAAACUGUUUGCCCUUAAAGCAUAAUUUAUAAAGAUAUAGAUAUUUACAAAUUACAAAAUUUAAUAGUAGUUGAUAUUUUGUUUGGUAACUAAUUGAGAGCAUAUAAAAUAGUUGUACUUUCUACAAUUAAAAUAAUGUUGUCUCUCUGACUUUCCAAGACAAUGUGUUUUUUUCAUCUCGACGCCUUAUCAUUUUUAAGGGUACCUGUUUGUCUUUUUAUUCCAUAUGUUAAACUACUCUGUAUAUUUCAAGGUAAUAAAAAUAGGCCAAGCUCUUCAUAAGAUACCAGCUGUCAAAGAAGAUAUCAGGUUGAAUAUGGAGAUACAACACUUUAUAUCACUGAUAUCCCAUCAAGGACCAGAGUUGACGGUGUAUGGAUUUUUUUCACUCGAUGCUACUCUUUUUUUUCAUGCAAUGGCAUCUGGGACAAUGUAUCUAAUAGUUUUAGUACAACUAGCGGGUGCAAGUACAUAAUCCAAGAAAGAUCAUCUCUAAUAUAAAAUACGAUGGACGAAUGGGAUUUCUUCACCAUCCUUCAUAAAUCAAGAAAGAAAGCUUAUUCCUUCCCAAUAAACCUAUAACUUACUUGCAAUUUCCUUGGUGUUGCGGGUGCUCGUAGGUGAUGGUAAUCACUUACCAUCAAGCGAGCCCCAUGCUCAUUUAUUCAUUAUGCUAUGAAUGAACCUGCAACCAUAUGAAGUAAAGCGGUGUGCUGAACCACUAGACCUGACCUGGCCAUCAGUAUCGUAUAUAGUAUAUAGGUAUAUUAUUUAUACUUCGUACAUAUGUUGUAAAACUGUUUGCAAAGAAAUUAAUUUAAUGU
This is a messenger RNA of Achroia grisella, 911 nucleotides long. RefSeq lists its product as uncharacterized. Gene Ontology annotation, cellular component: membrane. The record is from RefSeq and is a predicted model, not a curated record. The transcript has 3 exons. The coding region runs from base 314 to 562 and encodes 82 amino acids. Gene Ontology annotation, biological process: sensory perception of taste. Lineage: Eukaryota; Metazoa; Arthropoda; Insecta; Lepidoptera; Pyralidae.